Molecule: messenger RNA, 4041 nt
Organism: Cherax quadricarinatus
Lineage: Eukaryota; Metazoa; Arthropoda; Malacostraca; Decapoda; Parastacidae
Source: RefSeq, a predicted model, not a curated record
CAAUAGUCCAUCUGGCAAAGUUUACAUUUCGUUUGGUCUACAUCUGGUGGUGGGGAGAAGGGUUAAUUAACAGAAAUACAUCUGGAUUUGUAUCUAGUGAGAGAAGGCUAGGAAAGGUAGUGAGUGGGAGGACUGCGCGGGACAGGCAGAAUCAGGGCCACACGUGGAGUGUAUGAAAAGUGCCGCUCAGUGCCGCGGUGGUGCCAGCCCGCGACGGUCUAGUACCUGCCCACCACUUCGCCCGUCAACCCUCUCAACCACGCGUGCCAGACAUCCUGCUACACUGAACCACACACGUCCACCUGUGUGGACAUAACUGCCCAUAGUUUAUUAUACUUUGGGUACGAUUGUAAGAGUCACUGAUCCCGUGGACGUCGUUCCAUGAUAUAUUUCUCCCAAAGAUUAACAUUAGAAUAUUUGUGGCAGCCACAGGAAAUAAGCUACGUUGAGCUGCACAGGGAAAUGAAAUUUGAAAUGUAAGAGUCUCUGCUCGCUGGCUUAACCCACAACAUAAGGGUAUAGUUCUCGUUGCAUUAUUUUAGUACAUGCAUCUUCUAAAGCUCCGUUUAUUACCCGCAUCUUGACGCUGUAGAGAGAAAUAUUCAAGACUUGAAAUAACCUGAUAACAUAAAACUUAUCAACUUUAUUAGCAUACAUACUCUUUCUCAAAUCAAAAUAGUUAUAUUUUAUUUUGUCGAGUAACCGAAGUAAAAUAACUGCAUAGGCUAAUAACUAAAAAUUUCGACCAUCAGUAUUUCUAAUAAGAAGAGAAACGCGAUGAUUUUAACUUCCAGUAACUAAAUGAAUUACAGACGUCCCAGAUACAGCACAAUAGAGACUUAAACAACUACGCAAGACUUCCUCAAAACAAGAACUCACUCACCUUACAUUUCCCACCACCACCUACCAUCUUACCAACAACUCCAGCCACAUCCCCACACCAACGACCAGCUGGGCAGUGUGAUCAAGUCUGUCUGUGGCUGUGGUCAUGAUGUGGACCUACGGACGAUGCUCACCUCUCAUAUUCUCGCUGCUGCUGCUGCUGCUCUGCCUCAGCACGAUGUCACACUGCCUCCAACUCAGCCAACCUCUAGACCAGCGAGCAGCCACCUCGUCUGUGCAUACCUAUGUUCCCACACCCGCCCACGCCUACGCUACCCUCCACGCCCACAACACGGGCCUUCACUCACAGAUCCAUACACUGGUGCGCCCAGUUCGUGCGAGUGAAGGUCUGGGGAAAACAGACAACAGUACUAGAGCCCAGAGGGACCAGCCCAGAGAGUCCAUACAGGAGCCCAUGACCCAGGCAAGCAAGGUAGUAGCAGCGAGGAGCAGCAGUGACAUGGCCAGACUCUCUCACAACAUCUCUGCUAUCCUGGAAAACCUUCUCAUGAAUUACAACAACCAGGUGCGCCCCGGAUACCAUGAAGGACGAACAACAGUGGUCAAGUUCAGCUUGCUGAUCCGCAGUAUGGGUCCUAUAUCUGAGAAGGACAUGAAAUACUCCAUGGAGUGUUACCUGCGCCAGGAGUGGAGUGACGACCGGCUGCGGUUCAACGGGCCUCUGCAACAACUCACGUUGAACAUCAAGAUGCUGGAGGCGCUGUGGAAGCCUGACACCUACUUCCACAACGGCCUGGGGUCUUACGUUCACAUGACCACCAGACCUAACAAGCUCAUUAGGAUCAACCAGAGUGGCGACAUCCUCUACUCUAUGAGACUAACCAUCAAGGCCAAGUGUCCGAUGGAGCUUCGUAACUUCCCUAUGGACAAGCAGUCAUGUCCCCUCGUCAUCAGCAGCUGUGAGUUCUUCCCCUCUCUCUCCAUUGUUGGUUACCAUGGUGAUGGCAGCAUACGCCAUAGCGUCUCCAUGACAACCAGAGAUUAUAUACAUAGUCAAACGAAUCAGAUAUCGCCACGUCACAGGCAUCAUGACAUAACGUGUUCUGCUUUCAGGCAUCAUGACAUAACGUGUCCUGCUUUCAGGCAUCAUGACAUAACGUGUUCUGCUUUCAGGCAUCAUGACAUAACGUGUUCUGCUUUCAGGCAUCAUGACAUAACGUGUUCUGCUUUCAGGCAUCAUGACAUAACGUGUUCUGCUUUCAGGCAUCAUGACAUAACGUGUUCUGCUUUCAGGCAUCAUGACAUAACGUGUUCUGCUUUCAGGCAUCAUGACAUAACGUGGCUUGCUUUCAGGCAUCAUGACAUAACGUGGCUUGCUUUCAGGCAUCAUGACAUAACGUGGCUUGCUUUCAGGCAUCAUGACAUAACGUGGCUUGCUUUCAGGCAUCAUGACAUAACGUGUUCUGCUUUCAGGCAUCAUGACAUAACGUGGCUUGCUUUCAGGCAUCAUGACAUAACGUGUCCUGCUUUCAGGCAUCAUGACAUAACGUGUUCUGCUUUCAGGCAUCAUGACAUAACGUGGCUUGCUUUCAGGCAUCAUGACAUAACGUGUCCUGCUUUCAGGCAUCAUGACAUAACGUGUUCUGCUUUCAGGCAUCAUGACAUAACGCGUUCUGCUUUCAGGCAUCAUGACAUAACGUGGCUUGCUUUCAGGCAUCAUGACAUAACGCGUUCUGCUUUCAGGCAUCAUGACAUAACGUGUCCUGCUUUCAGGCAUCAUGACAUAACGUGUUCUGCUUUCAGGCAUCAUGACAUAACGCGUUCUGCUUUCAGGCAUCAUGACAUAACGUGGCUUGCUUUCAGGCAUCAUGACAUAACGUGUUCUGCUUUCAGGCAUCAUGACAUAACGCGUUCUGCUUUCAGGCAUCAUGACAUAACGUGGCUUGCUUUCAGGCAUCAUGACAUAACGUGGCUUGCUUUCAGGAAUCAUGACAUAACGUGUCCUGCUUUCAGGAAUCAUGACAUAACGUGGCUUGCUUUCAGGCAUCAUGACAUAACGUGGCUUGCUUUCAGGCAUCAUGACAUAACGCGUUCUGCUUUCAGGCAUCAUGACAUAACGUGGCUUGCUUUCAGGAAUCAUGACAUAACGUGGCUUGCUUUCAGGAAUCAUGACAUAACGUGUUCUGCUUUCAGGCAUCAUGACAUAACGUGUCCUGCUUUCAGGAAUCAUGACAUAACGUGGAUGUACUCAGCGCUGAGGGUGAACUUCAACCUAUCUAGGAGCGCCGGCUACUUCCUCAUCCAGGUGUACAUCCCGUGCAUCCUGAUCGUUGUACUCUCCUGGGUCUCUUUUUGGAUUAACCGGGAGGCCACUAGCGACCGUGUUGGCUUAGGCAUCACCACGGUGCUGACACUGUCUACCAUCAGCCUGGACACCCGCACAGACCUGCCCAAGGUACACUACGCUACAGCCCUCGACUGGUUCAUCCUCAUGAGCUUCGGCUACUGCAUCGCCACACUGCUGCAGUUUGCUGGCGUCCACUUCUUUACCAAGGACUCUGGUGUCCUGAAUCACGCCGGGGACAGCUUGGCCACCUUCAGGAGCACCGAGACCCAGACAGAGAAGAAGGAGCGGUGCUGGACGCAGUUCUACCAUUGUGUGUUAGGCGACGAGAACUACCGCAGGGAGAGACAGAGGACAGCCUGCCUCCAGCGAUCCAUCAACUCCGUCUCUGUUAUAGACACCGUCAGCAGGAUCCUCUUCCCCAUGUCCUACGGUCUGCUCAACCUGUGGUACUGGUACUCCUACUACGACACCGAACUCGUCUUCAACUGGACUGACCCAGGCUUCGAUGAUAUUGGUAUCGGUCUGCAGAGCAGUGAUGCCAAUACUGGGGGAGAGAGAAGACAAGGACAGUGAUGCCAGCACUGGGGGAGAGAAGACAAGGACAGUGAUGCCAAUACUGGGGGAGAGAAGACAAGGACAGUGAUGCCAGCACUGGGGGAGAGAAGACAAGGACAGUGAUGCCAGCUCUGGGGGGAGAUAAGACAAGGACAGUGAUGCCAGCACUGGGGGAGAGAAGACAAGGACAGUGAUGCCAGCACUGGGGUAGAGAAGACAAGGACAGUGAUGCCAGAUCUGGGGGAGAGAAGACAAGGACAGUGAUGCCAGCACUGGGGGAGAGAAGACAAGGAAAG